Cryphonectria parasitica EP155 is the source of this 3855-nucleotide messenger RNA. RefSeq lists its product as uncharacterized. The coding region runs from base 1 to 3855 and encodes 1284 amino acids. The transcript has 3 exons. Lineage: Eukaryota; Fungi; Ascomycota; Sordariomycetes; Diaporthales; Cryphonectriaceae. The record is from RefSeq and is a predicted model, not a curated record.
AUGUCCAUGGUGGGAAACUACCCAGUCAAACCAUCACCUAACCUUCAGGAGAUGAUGGCAAACAUGAGCUCUCACCCGGUAAACGAGUUCCUUCCCACAUCGGCCGGUCCUCGACCCCAUGGUCGCGACUCCGAAGAGGAUGAGUUCGAUCUGGCCAGAUUCAGUGCUAUGAGAAAGGAGCAAAAGGACGAGCUAGAGCGAUUGGACCGGCAUCAUCAUCAACAGCAAGCCGUGAUCGAAGGCCAGAUACGUGACCAGCUGGACCGCUUAUUUCAACAUUUCCAGCAGGGGAUGCAAAGUCUCUACGCUGGCCUGACGCAGACAGCCCAUGCUACCGUUGAGGCCCAGGUAAAACUUCGCAUGCAACAGGAGCGACUGCGCGAGGAGCAUACCACGAACAAGAAGGAUGUCGAGAGGCGAUUCCACAACGAGGCAUCGCGUUUGGUAAUGUCUACCUCGACUACGACACGCCAUCCACAACCUGUUCCCAGCGUGUCCACAGGUCCACCACGGGUACCUCCCAGCGUUCCCUCCAACAGUGGUGAUCACCUGAUUUCUCCGGCAACCACGUCUGCGAUGGUGACCCCACCAUUUCGUCACCAAGCAAUGCCGAAACCGAUUCCGAGCGACGCUAUCAGGGAGUUCAUUAUUCAGGAUCCCCCAGGUCGAGACUAUGUUGCUCCAUACCCUACGCCGUUGGAACCAACUCCCAAACAGCGCAAGCCAAUACCUUCCGAGCCUCGUCCCCUAGAGCCGCGCCAGAUCGAGCCCCGCCAGGUUGAACAUGGUCCCAUAGAGCCCCGCUCUGUGCAACCCGUAGUGGCGCGGCAAAGAUACGACGAGCGCAAACCCACCGAAUUGCAGCAGCGUCCUGAUGUGACCUCAAGCCGACCGGCAAACCAUGGCCCUAUUAUCGCAGAUAUGGCACCUGCGCGCCUGGAGACGAAGAGAAAGGCGGUCGAGUCGCCGGCAACGGAGGAAGCUUAUGGACCAUAUUCAAAGCGCCCGCGGACCAGGGACAGGCCGGUCGAGGAGAUACAUGGUACACUGCUGCCCCCAUUGAAGCGGAGUCCACAAAGCGGCGUAACCUCGCCAGUCACCUUGGAUACCCGGGCCGAGCGUACGGUCUCCUUUGACGAGAUCUUUCAGAACGGUAGGGCUCAGUAUAAGCACAAGAUCUUUGAAUGGAAGAUAGGGUCAGGGAACUGGUACAUUGUGAGGUGUGACGAGCAUCAGGUGCAUUUCGGAUUCGGCAAUCCGGUCCACGGCGCCGCCAAGCACGUGCACAGUCCUCAACACGGAAACAUGGAGAAGAGGCAUGACCUCGCCAUGGAGGUGUGCGGUCACCGCGUUUUGGGCUGCAACGCCCAACUGGCCGAGCUGAACAACCGCGAGUUCGAGCGCGCGCUGAGAGAGGACAAAUAUCAUGUCUUCAACAUGAAUUUACUCACCAAGGAGGGGCGUCGACGACUCACGGACGGGCCUGAGAUUCUCUCUAGCGGUGACAGCCCUACCAAGAAGAAAUCGAAGUCGGCAUCGCCUAUGAAAGCGGCAGGAGAGGUAACCUUACCCCAGGAGGGCAAGUUUUACCAGGGACUCUGGGCGCCUACUAAGAAGUGGUACAUGUUGGUCGUGCUGCCUAUCAGACCAGACGGCAGCCUCAGGGAGGUGGGCCUGAGGGAGAAGCUCCAGGAGACACAAUUGAUGAGCAAAGUUCCAAAGUGUUACCGGGUCGAUCGCAUUAGUCUGCUCAUCAAAGGGUGGCAGCCCGCUUACGAGGACGGCGGCCCAAAGGUGGACAAGCGCGAGUAUCCAGUCAUGUUCUUCGAUGGCCACCAGAGGCAUUCCCUGGGUUGGCUCACUGCGCAGAAGCUUCGUGAGGUUGACCUGGAUCACCCUCCAGAGAGCGUGGACAAGAGAGGCCUGUCAACCGCUCGCGAAUGGUACUCACAGCACAUGAUGCACCGCAAGAAUUGGGAAGACUUCAAGAGACUAGGGCCCGGCGAGCCCACCUCAGCAAGGUCCUCAGAAGAUGUCGCAGCUCAGUGGCCAUCUCUACGCUCCGCCAAUACCGACAACCAGAGCCCGAUCCAGGAUAAGCCUGGCCUCUUCGGUUUCGGCAGUGGCAGCGAGAGUGACGACGAGGACCCUAUGACCAUGGAUAUCGGCCCUGUCCCUGAACCUGACGACUCUAACUAUGUCGGAGAGUCGGGGUCCGAUAAUUCUGAUGAGGAAGCAGAGGUUGCUGGUCAGGAGGACGACAGUGAUAAGGAGCAUGUCGUCCGCCCUGGCCGUAGGAGGUCUGGCCUUCUCGAGACCAAGUCCAAAUCCUCAUCCCGACCAAGCAGCAGACGUGGUCCUGUCAGCGAGAUGAGCGUGGACGAGGUCGCAGCUGAUAAGGACACGCCUGCGACAGAAAAGUCCGAUAUUGAGUCAGAACUCGUCCUCUCCCAACAAGCCGGUGUUACCAGGAAGCGAUCUGGCGAGUCCGAACCCAUGCCUGUCGGUAUGGAGGCAGGAGACCAGCGCGAUCUCUUGUCAGUAUUGUCUGAGCAAGAGCAUCUGCGGAAGAGCGUCCAGGCCAAGGCAGCGGCAGCUGUCAGGGAGGCGGCCACUCGCAGCAGGGCAUCGUCGGAGGUGCCGGAGAGCGCUACGAAGGCCCCUGCGCUGGCAUCGCGCCAGAGCAGCUUUGAGCAACCUGCACGACGGCCAUACUCGCCACGCCCGCCGCAUGCAGAACACCAUCGCUCGAGAUCUGAUGAGAUCCCCCGUAGCGACACGGAAGCCCCUCGCAAGCCAUCGGACCUGCAAAAUAUCCUGAACGCGGAUCAGAGCUCAAGAGAAGCGGCGGCCAGUGACAGCUUAAUGGACCCGUACAAGCAGUACGAGGCCAUCAAGGCGCAGAUGGCGCGAGACGGUCCCGAGAAGCGGUCCACCUCGGCGCCGGUGCAUGGAGGUCAUACUUUGACGUCGUCGUUCCGAUCACCCUCGGUGCAGUCCACCCCACACGUUCCGAGUCAUGCCGCCCAGGGCUCGCCGUCCCUCUCGCACAUUCUGUCGCCCCCGAGCCAGUCCACGACGGUGGUGCCUAGGAGCUCAUCCACGACGCCGGUACAGCGCCUGGACUCAGAGCGUACCUCGCCCAAGAUCGUGAUACCCGGUGCCAGCAUCUCGAAUAAAUGGGAGGCGAGCCGCAAUGCGUCCGUUGCGCCGCCGCAGCAGUCACAAACCCCUCGUGCGUCAUCCGUCGGCUUGUCUUCGCUGGACCCCGGUCAGACUAUUCAUGACGACGACGACGACGACGACGACGACGCCGCCGCCGCCGCAGCAGCAGCAGCAGCAGCAGUGCCCAAGGAGACGACGACACCUGUGCGGUCCGAGAGAGCCAGAGAGGUGUCGACACCCACGCCUCAGCUGGGGACCCCGAUCCCGGAGAAGGUGGAGAGAUUCCACCUAGCUCACUUGCGUGAUCCCGCCCGUGGUGUGCUGUGGUCUCGUGAUGGCUCGACGGGUCCCUGUCUACGGCUGAACGCAGAUCUCAUGCGCGGGUGGGCAGAGACGCCGGCCGGCUCACCUGUGGCAGCUACGGUAGAGCCAGCGAAGGUGUGGCGGAUCGAGUUGGCCGCCCAAAGUGACGACCAGGGGACUCAGCAGGUGCGGCUGAUACUCAAGGGCGGCAACGAGCAGACGCUCGUGUUUGCAGCCAACCCCAAAGACGGACGCUCCCGAACAGCGGCACUGGAGGGGCGACGAUUUGUAUCGUGGGUAAAGCAGGUCAAUAGAGGGGUAGAAUGUCUCGAUGAUGGUUACUCUCCGACCUCAGUUGAUGGGCGUCGGCUGGCUACGGCUGCGUAG